Molecule: messenger RNA, 3021 nt
Organism: Naumovozyma dairenensis CBS 421
Lineage: Eukaryota; Fungi; Ascomycota; Saccharomycetes; Saccharomycetales; Saccharomycetaceae
Gene: SWI3
Product: Swi3p
Exons: 1
Coding region: 1-3021 (1006 amino acids)
Biological process (GO): positive regulation of DNA-templated transcription
Cellular component (GO): SWI/SNF complex
Molecular function (GO): DNA binding; histone binding
Source: RefSeq, a predicted model, not a curated record
AUGGACUCUGAAACGAAUGAAAUCAGGGACCAAACUACAACACCUGUUGAAAAUACAGAUAUAGAUACCAAAACAAUUGAAGAUGAAUCAUGCGCGUCCCAUGAAAAUAAUUUAAAAUCUACUCUAGAUGAUACAACGGCUCUCCAAAAUGAACAAGCUCAACAAAUAGUUCAAACGCCAGAAACAAACGAUAGUACUAAAGGGUUGCUCAAGACAGACACUGAAGGGGAGGGAAAUGUUGUAUCACCACCAAAUGAAAACAGUUUAUUAACCACUGAGGAAAUCGAUAAUGAUUGUUCUAACAUCGAAGGAACGGAGAGCAAUGGAAGUAAGGGACCGACUACAGAUACUGUUACUGAAGCAAAUGUUGAGCAGAUUGAAAAGAAUCCCCAAAAUACAGAUACAGCAAUUGAUGGUGACCAAAAUAUAUCCAAUUUGCCUGAAGAGAAUAUAAAGGAAGAUGGAAUUGUUCAUGAAACUACCGAAAAUGUAAACAAUAAUAUCACCUCCGAUGUUAACGCUCCUACCCCAGGUUCACAUGAUGAACCAGGCUCAAAUCAAUCGGUAAUUAAUGACAAUGGAAAUACAAGUCAAGAAGACACUACCACUCGAAUAAAUGGUACCAACAACAUGACCAUUAAUGAAGAAAAUACUUCGAUAGACAACCCUAAUUUACUUGAACAUGUAGAAGAUGACCAUACUAAGAGUUUUGAUAAUAAUAUUAAGCUUGAAAAUAAAGAGCAAACGCAGGAACAGGAGCAACAGAAAGAAGUGAACCAAGAAUCAAACCCAAUCCUAGAUCAACUGGGAAACCAAAAAUUAAACAAAGAAACAACCAUCCCGGUGGCGACUGGAGAAGAUUCUUUCGAACAAAAUAUCACAACUUCAGCACCAUCACAACCACAAGAUGCCAUGGCUCCUGCGGAACCUAGUCAACUACAAGCAACUACUCCUAGUGGCUUACCACAAGGACAAACCAGCAAUGUUAUAUCCUCAAAUGGGAUAAUAAACAACACAAAUACAAGUGAGGUUCUGAAUAUGAAUGAGGAUGACAAUAUGGAUGUCGAUGAUGAACAAAGUUUAGAUAUACAAGUCGACGCACAGAAAGGGUUUUUUGGAAAUGCUGAAGAAGAAGAAGAAGAAGAAGAAGAUGACGUUGAUGGUGACAAAAAAGUCGGUGAAAAUACUGAACAAAGAAAUGCACAGCAAACUGACAGUCAAAGAAGUGGUCCUGAAGUGGUACUUACAAAGGAAAUAGAUCCAAACAGUACAAAGCUAGAUUUCCCACAAUUCCAUGAAAUUGUAAUACCGAGUUAUUCGAAAUGGUUCGAUUUAAAUAAAAUCCACAAGAUUGAAAAACAAUCUCUCCCAGAAUUCUUUACCAACAGAAUCGCAUCUAAGACACCACAAAUUUAUGUUAGGUACAGAAAUUUCAUGGUUAAUGCCUAUAGGUUAAAUCCAACUGAAUAUUUUAGUGUGACCGCAGCAAGAAGAAACCUUUCAGGUGAUGCCGCGGUAAUAUUUAGACUUCAUAGAUUCCUUAUGAAAUGGGGCAUUAUAAACUAUCAAGUAGAUCCUAAACAUUUACCCAAGAGUAUUGAACCGCCUUUCACUGCUGAAUACUCUACUAAGCAUGAUGCUCCUAGGGGACUUUUCCCAUUUGAAAGUUUCAAACCAUCUUUACAAUUACCGGAAUUAGCAAAAUUGAAAAACAUGAUGGAUCUUAAUGACCAAAAUAGUGCACUUUACAAAUAUUUACUUUCAAAAGCAAAUCGAGAAAGAAGAAAUUCAAUUCUUGCUGACGAACCAUUGAUGCAAGAUGCUACAAUUUUAAAAGAGAAUAAAGCGAACACUAAUAAUACUAACCAUAAUACUAAUAUUAACGAGACAACGAAAAAUAAUAAAAGGACAACUGAUGAUGCUAAGUUAGAUACAAAUGAUGAUAAAGAAGAAGAGAAAAGAGAAGAAAACAUGAAAUUGGAAUUGGGAACAAGUAACCAAAGAGAAUCCCCUCAUCCAGUGAAGAAACUAAAAAUUGUAGAUGCUGGGAAGGACAAUAGUUGGACAGAGCGAGAUAUACAAAAUUUGUUGAAAGCUAUAAAUGAGUUUGGUUCAAAUUGGUAUAAAAUUGCGAAAUCUAUUGGAAAUAAAUCUCCAGAGGAAUGUAUUCUUAAAUUUUUACAGUUACCUAUUGAAGAUAAAUUUUUAUAUCAGUCUAAUAUGAACGGGAAAGAAAACGAUAUUGGCCCUUUAAAAUAUGCACCUCAUUUACCAUUUUCUAAAAGUGAUAACCCCGUUUUAUCAACAAUUGCUUUCUUGGUUGGUUUGGUGGAUCCAAAAACUGUUCAAAAAAUGACCAAUCGUGCCUUGAAAGAAUCAUUGGAAGAGAAUAAUAUUGACGAUGUGGAUUCUAAAGAGGCAAAGCUUAUAGAAUCACGGAAUGAAAAUGAUUCAAGUAACCCUCCAGUUUCUUCAAAUGGAAUUGAAAAUAAAGAAUCUGUCCCAUCUAUGAUCAAGGAGGGUUCUGAAGUUGCUAUGGCGGCGCUUGGAAUAAGGUCUAAUAUAUUCGCAACUAAUGAAGAAAGAAAAUUAGUAACGCUUUCAAACCAAUUAGUCCAAGUACAAAUGCAGAAAUUAGAGUCCAAAUUCAAUUUAUUGAAGAAGUUUGAAAAAUCGUUAGAAUUGGAAAAAAAAAUUAUUGAAAAACAACAAGAAGACCUUCUGAUACAAAGGCUAAGUUUUAUCAGGAAUUCGAAUAUCCUUUUAAACAAGUUAAAGCAAAGCGUUGAUCAUGACGCAGAAACCAAGAUAGAUAAUAAGGAGGCUUUAAAGGAAGUAAUUAUGGAUGUUGAAAGAUUCUUAGCUAAUCCAACGAAACUAAGCGUUGGUUCAUCUGUCGAUUCUAACACGUUAAAAACAGGAGGCGCCAACGAUUAUGGUUCCUCCUCUUCUAAGACUGAAAAAGACAUCAAACCUAUCUCUAUUGAUGCACCGCAGUUUUAUAGAUACUGGUCAGCAUAA